This is a messenger RNA of Fusarium verticillioides 7600, 309 nucleotides long. RefSeq lists its product as hypothetical. Lineage: Eukaryota; Fungi; Ascomycota; Sordariomycetes; Hypocreales; Nectriaceae. The record is from RefSeq and is a predicted model, not a curated record. The transcript has a single exon. Bases 1 to 309 code for a protein of 102 amino acids.
AUGAAACCUAAAGGUUUUAUUCACCUGCUAUGCCAUCUCCCCUCUUAUUUAUUGCUAUGCUCAAUCCAACUUCAACUCCUAGCCAUCUCAAAGAUCUUGGGUAGCCAUGCGAAUCAGGAGUCGAGAAAAAGUGAUUUGAGAACAUCAACGCAACUGAAAACAUUGUUCGGUCCUCCGGCCCAUUUGUUGAGGCUGCAGAGGCGGCUGGCGAGUCGCAGAGCCAUCAGGGGGGACACCUGGGACAUGUGCCGCAGUAGUCGUGAGUCCCGAGAUCGUUUGCUUUGCAACAGGCAGUACAACAACUGUUGA